AUGAAUUUGAUAGAAUGGAUUGUCUCUACCAUAAUGAUGACAGAAUUUCUCUUAGGAAAAUGUGCCAAUGUCUUCAUAAUAGUAGUGAACUCUAUCGACUGUAUCAAGAGAAGAAAGAUCUCCUCAGCUGAUCGAAUUAUAACUGCUCUUGCCAUCUUCAGAAUUGGUUUGUUGUUAGCAAUGCUAAUGAAUUGGUAUUUACAUGUGUUUACUGAAGAUGAUAUGUACAAUUUACAAAUGAGAGCUUUCGCAGGAAUUACCUGGGCUAUAACCAAUCAUUUUAGCACUUGGCUUGGGGUCAUACUCAGCAUGUUUUAUUUAUUCAAGAUAGCCAAUUUUUCUAACCGUCUAUUUUGUCAUGUGAAAAGAAAACUUGACAGUGUUCUUCUUGUAAUAUUCUUGUCAUCUUUUCUGGGUUUUUUUGCAUAUCAUGGGGUGGUGAACUUCAAGAUGAUUCCUUGGAUGAGCAUUCAUGAAGGAAAUGUGACCAUAAAGAACAAACUGAAGGAUAUAGCAAAUCUUAGAAAUAUGCUUGUCUUCAGCCUGAUAAAUAUUGUACCAUUUAGUAUAUCACUGAACUGUGUUCUUCUCUUAAUUUAUUCUCUAGGCAAACAUCUCAAGAAUAUGAAAUUCUAUGGUAAAGUAUGUCAAGAUCACAGCACCAUGGUCCAUGUAAAAGCUUUACAAACUGUGAUCUCCUUUCUCCUGUUAUAUGCCACAUACUUUAUAUGUGUAGUUAUAUCAGGUUGGAAUUUGCUAAAUGCACCCAUCUUCCUAUUUUGCAUAGCAAUUGGUGCCUUAUACCCAACAGGUCAUUCUUGUAUCUUGAUUUGGGGAAACCAGAAGCUUAAACAAGUCCUUCUGAUUUUUCUGAGACAGAUGAGAUACUGA
Messenger RNA from Arvicanthis niloticus (Nile rat), 891 nucleotides. Its product is annotated as taste receptor type 2 member 120-like. Gene Ontology annotation, molecular function: G protein-coupled receptor activity; bitter taste receptor activity. Gene Ontology annotation, biological process: sensory perception of taste; detection of chemical stimulus involved in sensory perception of bitter taste; G protein-coupled receptor signaling pathway. The record is from RefSeq and is a predicted model, not a curated record. Lineage: Eukaryota; Metazoa; Chordata; Mammalia; Rodentia; Muridae. Gene Ontology annotation, cellular component: membrane.